AUGUCGACCGUGCCGGUAAACCCCGACGACCCGGGCAUUGGCCCCGUGAUCUAUGGAGUGUCAUGGACCUUCACUAUGUUAGCCGUCUUCACGGUUGGCUUGCGCUUCUACGUUCGGCGUGCGAACUCCCGGUUCUUUGCCAUCGAGGAUUGGGUCAUGGUGUUGGCGCUCGCCCUUCAGCUGGUGUAUCAGUCUAUUCUCCACAUCAUGUGUACUUACGGCCUGGGGAAGACGGGCGCCAACAUCACCCCCGACGAGCUUCUGAAUACGCGGAGGUGGAUGUGGAUCUCAUCACCUAUUGCCAACGGCGUUUCCAUCUUUGCUAGGCUGUCCGCCAUGAUACUGUUGAUCAAAAUCUUCGGUACCACACACCAAUGGUUCAAAUGGUUCUUGAUCGGUUUCAGCACCAUCAUGGUGAUCCUCGGCAUUCUGUCACCGAUCUUCCUCUUUGCUCAAGUAACCCCGACGGCGGCGCUCUGGGAUGUCAGCACCAUGAAAGUGUUACUGACCUUGGGAAUAGUCGUUUUCACCAUCACCGACCUGACCUAUGUGCUUUUCCCGGUGUGUAUCCUCUGGAAGCUCAGGAUGCCCACCCACCAAAAGAUUGGGCUCAUUCUGGUCAUGUCCUUGUCGCUCAUCACGAUGGGUGCUGCCAUGAUUAAGGUGGUUUUGGUCAUCAUCCAGCUCACCAACCCGCCAGCGGUCGGUCAUGGCAACUUGGCCUACUUCAAUGGCCUAUACAACCUGUGCACUGGGGUCGAGCAGUGCCUGGUCAUCAUCAUGGGCUGCAUCCCGGUGCUGCGAUCCAUCGUCAACCUCAACUUCCCUCUCAUCAACACCAUCACCUCCUCGUUCAAGCGAAGCAAGUCCAGCAUAUCCUCUGGGUAUUAUACGGGUGAUCGCAAUACUUCAGAUGAGUCCCACACGACGCCUCGAUUGCGGGCCUCUGACGACGGUGAGCACUCGGUGAGGUGCGAUGCCGAGAAUGGGGUGAGCCAGAAUGAUGAGCACAUACGGCGGGUCGAUGGGUAUAGCGUCACAUACGGGGAACGGCCCGAACGGAUGCAGGAGAAGGUCUAG
This is a messenger RNA of Chaetomium fimeti, 1080 nucleotides long. RefSeq lists its product as uncharacterized. Lineage: Eukaryota; Fungi; Ascomycota; Sordariomycetes; Sordariales; Chaetomiaceae. The record is from RefSeq and is a predicted model, not a curated record. The transcript is spliced from 2 exons. The coding region runs from base 1 to 1080 and encodes 359 amino acids.